AGCAGUGAGCCGUCGUCCUUGUAUUGAAGCCCCAAACUCAAAGAAAACAACUCGGCGAACAGUUUUCGAGCUGGCCAACUAAAAAUUGUUGCCUUAAAACUCAAUUAAUUAUAUAUACUUCAAGGUUUUCCAAACUUCAAUGACUGUUUCAGGACAAAUUACACAACAACUCAAAAACGUCAAGGCGGGAAAUGUCGAUAGUUUGAAAUUGGGCCUUUCAAAAAAAAUAUUAAAAGUUUCGCUCAUGUGAAAAUUGGGGCUCAACUGCAUUUUCAACAAAGAAAUUUGAGUUUACAAAACUAAUCGUGCUUGUAUCGCCCCCGCAUGAAGCCAACAACUUGCUAGCUUUAGCUUUAGCUUUAACUGUUGUUGUUUUGAACUGUUUACAUUUUGAAGUUGUUCGCACAUAAAUCACCAUAGUAGCCCCCCCACCCCAAAAAAAUGCUAGUUCUGUUUUUGACAGAGAAGUUGUUGUUGUUGUUCGAAUCUCGUGCAAGGGGCGCACACGCCUCCCCUCCUCUUGUUUGUGCCCUUAAUGAAUGAUUCCCAGAGGCGGCCAAUUGUUUGCGAGAUGUGGCAGCAGAUGAAGGGAUGAGAUUGGUGUAACUUUUAGAUGACCCCCCCCCCCCCACAACCCCUUGACAAAGACAGUCGCCAUCAAUUGUCCUCACUCUGCUUGUAUACCAGGGGGGGCUUCUUCUUUGUCGCUUUUCAACACCACAAGCGCAUCCGAGCUCGGUGGUGGAGGCUCGACUUAUGUUAUUUUAUUAUUAUUUUUUGUUGUUGUUGCACGUCUUCUUUUAGAGCAUAAUUCGAGAUAUCAAGUGGUUUUGUAAUCCCCGCGGUGGGACCUUUCAUUUCCAGGCGCGCAGCACGCAAAGCAGAUGUUUGAAGGUUUAUUUUUUUUUCCUCCAGGAGUCUAAUUAGGGGCAUAUUUUGGAGAGGAUGAAAUUGCUCUUUCCUCGUCUGUUUACCCGUGCGAGCAGCAGCGUCACCUCCAUUGGCCCGCACGGUCACAUGGUCCGCUAACUUUAUUCAGUUGACACCAAAAGUAGGAGGGCUUUAUGGAGGCAGGAAAAAAGACAACUGGAGAAAAAUUAGUAUUUUCUACCUUCGCAAAUUAAUGGCCAUGAGUUCGUAUAUGGUCAACUCCAAGUAUGUGGAUCCAAAAUUUCCUCCCUGCGAGGAAUAUUCGCAGAAUAACUACAUACCUGAGCGGGGCUCAGAUUACUUCAACCAGUCGCAGGACGCUGACUUUCAGCACCCUGCCAUUUACCCACGCGCGAACUACCCGGAGCAAGCGUUCGGCUGCAACGCAGUGCGGGAGUCUCCGCUGCAGCCGCGGGGUCACGUCCAAGACAGAGCCGGACAACCGAGUCCGUUCGGCGCGCGGACGGAGCCGGGCGAGUCGCUCCAAGCGGCCGGAGUCAGGCCGCGCGGUCAACAGGACGCCAAGAGUCCAAACGGAGUCCAAGCCAAGCAGCCCGCGGUGGUUUACCCCUGGAUGAAGAAAGUGCACGUCACCACGGUGAAUCCGGAUUACACAGGGUCCGAGCCCAAACGCUCGAGGACGGCUUACACGCGCCAGCAAGUUCUGGAGCUGGAGAAGGAGUUCCAUUUUAAUCGCUACCUGACCAGAAGGCGACGGAUCGAAAUCGCCCACACGCUUUGUCUGUCCGAGAGGCAGAUCAAAAUUUGGUUCCAGAACAGGAGGAUGAAGUGGAAGAAGGACCACAAACUGCCCAACACCAAAGGCAGGUCGGUGCCGACCCACGGCCACCUGCAAAGCCUCCACAAGGACAACAGCACUGACAUCACGUCCUUAUAAACCACAACAAAUUCACCUUCAUCUGACUUUUUUUUUUGCAUGGACUGAAAAUCGUUUUUUUUUAAUGUUACUCUUUUAUUUUUAUUUAACACCAAAAGUCAGUGUUGACCUGAGCCUGAGACGUUGAAAAAUAAACCAAUCAGUAUUUUCCCAGAGAGGUUCGACACACUUAGUGUAAAGAGGCGCCCAUAAAUUGAAGCAAACCUUUUUAAUUUUUUUUUGUAUUUUAUUUUGUUUUGUUUUUUCGGAGCGGUGGGGGGGGGGGUCAGUGGAUUUAAGAGCGUGGUCUCUCGUGGAUUCACGCUGGCUUCAAGUCUUAAAAGUAGCUUUAUUGAGCACGGAGAGGCUGUUCGUUCAAAAUUACACGCAGGCAAAAGAAAAAAAAAGAAAAAAUAAAGCUUCUCUCGCCAACGCACAAUUUACUUGAAGGAAAAAUCGCAAGCAGGAAAACAAAAUCUCCUUUUAUAUAUUUCGCUCUUCUUCGUUGCUUGUUUAACUUAUUUUGUAUAAAAAUAUUUUUUUUCUUCGUUCCUUGCAUACGAAUAGCCAUAAUUAUGCUUCCUUGUUCAUAUUUACCUCUGCGCCACGCCAGUUUCUUUUUGAAGCUGACGCCGAGUUCGUUUGAAACACUUGCGCAUAUUUAGCAGAAUUGUUGACUUUUUUUUUUAUUUAUUGGUCAUUAAAAAAGAUGUACAUUUUUUUUGCAUCGCGCGCGGACACGAUGAAGUGAAUUCUAUUCCUUCUUGUCAUCUUUUACAAAGGACACUAUUUGUGCAUGGCUUUACGUCGUCUUAGUUUAAUGUGAGAAUGUAUUUUGUCUUUAGUUACACAAAGGGGUGGAGGGUGUCGUGCCAGGUUUAAAAAAAAAAAGAUUUUUUUUCUCCCCCCCGGUUUUGUUUUAAACCCGUCAUUGUCCAAAAAACAAGAGAAGGCCCAGAAAGCUGUCCCAGCUCGUGGAGGUCUUGCCGGGGAGGUAUUUGAGACGAAGGUCGGUGGCAGGUUCAUCCAGGGGACACGCUCAAGCCGCGAGGGAUGACCCCGACACCCCCUGACCCGGCCGAACGAGCUGCAUUUUCUCCCUUUUCGCCGUCACAAACAACUCCGUGAAGCAUAUUCAAAGCGAGUCGAUGUGCGUGAUUUCUACAACGGAGUUCUUUCUACACCCCCCCCCCCCACGACCACCUCCAGAAAAAAAAAUACUCAGUUUCUGAUGUUCGGAUAGAUGCGUCAUUGUCAAUACGCAAUGUCUUUUACUGGUCUUAUUUUUGUACAUGCUUUCUAACCUUGUAUUUGUGCAUCGGGAUGUGAGAAGUAUAUUGGAAAACAAAUAAAGAUUUCUACUGAUUAUGCAUUUAAA
This is a messenger RNA of Hippocampus zosterae (dwarf seahorse), 3185 nucleotides long. It is a transcript of the gene hoxd4a, whose product is annotated as homeobox D4a. The record is from RefSeq and is a predicted model, not a curated record. Gene Ontology annotation, biological process: embryonic skeletal system morphogenesis; anterior/posterior pattern specification; regulation of transcription by RNA polymerase II. The transcript is spliced from 2 exons. Gene Ontology annotation, cellular component: nucleus. Lineage: Eukaryota; Metazoa; Chordata; Actinopteri; Syngnathiformes; Syngnathidae. Bases 1124 to 1828 code for a protein of 234 amino acids. Gene Ontology annotation, molecular function: RNA polymerase II cis-regulatory region sequence-specific DNA binding; DNA-binding transcription factor activity, RNA polymerase II-specific.